Mycotypha africana is the source of this 1355-nucleotide messenger RNA. Its product is annotated as ATP-dependent RNA helicase eIF4A. Gene Ontology annotation, molecular function: RNA binding; ATP binding; RNA helicase activity. The transcript has 4 exons. NCBI's taxonomy places the organism in Eukaryota, Fungi, Mucoromycota, Mucoromycetes, Mucorales, Mycotyphaceae. The coding region runs from base 26 to 1219 and encodes 397 amino acids. The record is from RefSeq and is a predicted model, not a curated record.
UUAUAAUACUUAUCUUAUAGAAAAAAUGAGCAGCGAACCUUUGCAAGAAAUUAACGACGGUGAAAUUGAGUCCAACUGGGAUGAAGUUGUUGAUAACUUCGACAACAUGAACCUCAAGCCCGAGCUUCUUCGUGGCGUUUAUGCUUAUGGUUUCGAAAGACCCUCUGCUAUUCAACAACGUGCUAUCAUGCCUGUUGUUAAGGGUCAUGAUGUAAUCGCUCAAGCUCAAUCCGGUACCGGUAAAACCGCUACCUUCUCCAUCUCUACUCUUCAAUCCAUUGAUGUUGAUCUUAAGGAGCCUCAAGCUUUGAUUCUCGCUCCUACCAGAGAAUUGGCUCUUCAAAUCCAAAAGGUCGUUUUGGCCCUCGGUGACUUUAUGGGUGUUAAGAGUCAUGCCUGUAUUGGUGGUACCAAUGUCCGUGAAGACAUUGAAAUUCUUCAAUCCGGUGUUCAAGUCAUUGUCGGUACUCCUGGUCGUGUUUUCGAUAUGAUUCAAAACAGACGUGCCUUCAACACCAAGCACAUGAAGUUGUUCGUUUUAGAUGAAGCCGAUGAAAUGUUAUCACGUGGUUUCAAAGAUCAAAUCUACGACGUUUUCCAAUUGAUGCCUGACACCAUCCAAGUUGUUCUUUUGUCCGCUACCAUGCCUGCUGAAGUCUUGGAAGUCACCAAGAAGUUCAUGAGAGAUCCUAUUCGUAUUCUCGUCAAGCGUGAUGAAUUGACCCUUGAAGGUAUUAAGCAAUUCUACAUUGCCGUCGAUAAGGAAGAAUGGAAGCUCGAUACCCUCUGCGAUUUGUAUGAAACGGUUACUAUCACCCAAGCCGUUAUUUUCUGUAACACUCGUAGAAAGGUUGAUUGGUUGACUGAUAAGCUCCAAGCUCGUGAAUUCACUGUUUCUGCUAUGCACGGUGAUAUGGAUCAAGCUCAACGUGAUGUUAUCAUGAAGGAGUUCCGUUCUGGUUCCUCUCGUGUUUUGAUUACUACCGAUUUGUUGGCUCGUGGUAUUGAUGUCCAACAAGUUUCUUUGGUUAUUAACUACGAUUUACCUACAAACCGUGAAAACUAUAUUCACAGAAUUGGUCGUGGUGGUCGUUUCGGUCGUAAGGGUGUUGCUAUCAACUUUGUCAGCCAAGAUGAUGUCCGCGCUAUGCGUGAUAUUGAACAAUUCUACAACACUCAAAUUGAUGAAAUGCCAAUGAACGUGGCUGAUUUGAUCUAAUUAUAUAUCAUGCAUUUUCUCUCUAAUUGUGGGUCUCGUUAUCGACACUUUAAUUGUACUAUUUCCCCCUUUUUUUCAUUUUUUUUUCCUGAAUAAAAUUAUAUAGAACGAUGUUGAUUUGUACAUAUUCCAAAAG